AUGCUUUCCCUUCGUACACUUGCUCGCGCUGCUCCGCGCAUCUCGCGCUCUGUCACUCGCAUGCCUCUGUGCUCAACAGUGAUUGCUCGUCCGGCUGUUGCGCAGUCAUGGAAGCAGACCGUCAAGCCUGCAUACGCUGCUUUUUCAACCGCUAAUGUCUUCCGUGAACCCGCUGGUGAGGGUGACAUCGAGCUCAUCGCCAAGCUUGAGGAAGAAUUGAAGCACGAGAAGGCUUCCGGCCAGGAGGAUGCCCGAGAGCAGCAAGCGAGUAUCGACUACACUCUGGAGGCUGGCCAGUGGCAGGUCAAGGAUGUGGAGGGUGAACAGGAGGUGGUCCUUACCAAGACCUUUGGCAAUGAGACUAUUCGUGUCACGUUCACCGUGGCUGAUAUCAACAACCUCGCUGAAGACCCGAUGGACGACCUUACCGACGACGCUCUUGCCGAUGAAGGCGACUACCAAAACAAGCCUGCCGAGAACGAGGACGAGGCCCUCCCCCCAACCUUCCCUGCCCGCGUCAAUGUCACCAUUGAGAAGCCCAACAAUGGUGCUCUCUUGGUCCAGGCCGUCAUUCAGGACGGCGACCUCCAGAUUGAAGAAAUUUCCCACUUCAAAAAUGCCGACAUCGCCAAUGCACAGACUGCUGAGAAGGAUUGGUCGCGUCAGAGCUUCUAUGCUGGCCCUCCUGCCGAGAAUCUCGACCCCGAGCUUCUUGCUUUCUGGGGUCGCUACCUUGAGGAGCGUGGCCUGAACCUUGAGUUCCAGAACAUGGUCACCGACUACAUUGCCUUCAAGGAGCAGAAGGAGUAUGUUCGCUGGUUGGACAAUGUGCGCAAGUUUGUUGCCGCUUAA
Penicillium oxalicum is the source of this 852-nucleotide messenger RNA. RefSeq names its product MAM33 family protein. Gene Ontology annotation, cellular component: mitochondrial matrix. The record is from RefSeq and is a predicted model, not a curated record. The transcript is spliced from 4 exons. The coding region runs from base 1 to 852 and encodes 283 amino acids. Gene Ontology annotation, biological process: cytosolic ribosome assembly. Lineage: Eukaryota; Fungi; Ascomycota; Eurotiomycetes; Eurotiales; Aspergillaceae.